Messenger RNA from Microplitis mediator, 3013 nucleotides. RefSeq lists its product as uncharacterized. The transcript is spliced from 2 exons. NCBI's taxonomy places the organism in Eukaryota, Metazoa, Arthropoda, Insecta, Hymenoptera, Braconidae. The record is from RefSeq and is a predicted model, not a curated record. The coding region runs from base 953 to 3010 and encodes 685 amino acids.
AUUGAGUAUAAACGUUUCGUCGCUUACAGCGGGUAACGGAUAUCUCCCGAGAUAAGAGAUUGCGAACGCCGUCGUGGCUUGCAACUAGACAUAACAUCCGUCAAGGUAUGAGUUCCGAGCCACGACGUUGUUCACACAAUAACUCGAGAUGCUGUGUCAUCAUAUUUGUUAAUUAUAUAAGCUGGUGCAUAAUGUAGCGGAGUUAGUCUUUUGACAAACUGCCCAGAGCACAGACCUACUUAUUCUAUCAAUAAAAAACCCAUUCUCUACCCCUUUGAGUUUUACUCUUUCCUUAAAAAACCGAAAGCGCGAGAAAGCUGCUACGGUCACAUCCUCACUACUUCCAACCGAGAGCGCGUGAAAGCUGCUACGGUUCCUACUACCAUCCUUAGCCGAAAGCGCGAGAAAGCAGCUACGGCCUUGACUCCGGAAAUUACCAUCCCUGUUCCAUGCGCAAGAGGCGCGGUCGCAAGGCAGGUCGCCGUCUGCAAUUCUGGCGGUUGCAAGGUCAGCUUAACCCGGUGUCGGGGUCUCCGCCCCAAGUAAACGGUAAAUCCGACGGUCCGCGUGUUGCGUCCGAGGAAGUAUUGCUCGGUACGCGUUUAGUGUUGGUCGUUCCGCGUAGUGCCGAUCACAUCGUCGAAGCUGCCGCUCCGAUACUCGAGUCCGAGAGUAUCCCAGCUCCAGGAAGUCCCGGAGAGGGUCCCUUGGAUUUCAUAGUGGAACCACCAUCAGAUUGUCCACCAGCCUUCUGGACAGGAAUCACCGACGGCUGGGGACUAACCGAGAUCAACCUGCCAGCAAUAAACCAACCCCCGGGAGGAACCAUUCCAUUCCGUGACCCUAGGUACGGGUAUUAUUCCGAGGAGCACUUCCGGCGGACAGGAAGUGACGACUAUCCACCGCUAGAGGCUAAGAACCUAGAGAAAAAGGGAAUAGUUUGGGGUGACCUAUGGGGCCCUUAAAGAUGGCCGGAUCAAUUGUCCUUUUGCUGGCGACCCUUCACCUUUCCCGGGCUUUAGUAGGAUUCGACUGUGGUGGAUCCUCAAUGAAUACUUCGACAUUAUCGCUGUUGGAUGUGGGAGAUUGUAAACUAUCAAACCGACCGUUACAAAAUGAAAAAGUUAACAUUUACUUAUUACAACCCGCGGAAAUUAUUCACGUUCACGUAAUAGAAUGUAAGAUCCUUAUAAACCGGCACAUACAAUAUUGUGGUUGGCAUUCAUACUCUUCCGCAGUCUUAUACGGGAGAAGAGAAUAUUAUUUAGAAAUAGACUAUAAUAAAUGUAAAAGAAUGCACGAAACAAAUUCGGUCUGGCUAUUCGAUCGAGUACCGUUCUACGAUCUUAAAAUGAAUCAUACAUCUCACCGAACGGCCCAACUGGCAGGUAGCCAAAGUAUGGGAGGGGAUUGUACCACGGGAACAUACAGCGACGAGUACGGCACAUGGAGUAAUGUAGUUGUCGACGCGUUAUUCGAGAUAACAAUUUCCGAGUACGAAACGUCUCUAAAUACAAAAACGAACCAAGUGUUAUUACGAUCAGGAACGCGAUGCGACGCGGAAAAACUCACUUGUAUAACUAGCGAAGGUAUGUCCGCGUUUUGGAGUGAAGUGCCGAAAGACUCAUGCUUGAUGAAAUAUGCCCAAUUAUACCAAGGACCAGCCACGAGGAUAAUCGGAGAAGACAACUUUCCGGAUGUCUAUUCACUCACCACCGAGGACAUUACUUUCGCUCUCGCGCAGAAAGGCACCCUGGAGGUCUGCGGACACAAUGUCAUAAAAACCGAGCACCCGAAGCUGUUUAUCGUGGUGGUCAAAAAUGCGGGUUUUACAUUGUCCGUUGAAACAAUCAAGACCGAAGACAUGGACAUUUUUGCGUACAUAAACAGUAAAUUCGUGUACGUAGAAAAGUUUAUUCGUCAGCAGCUUCACAACCUUUACCACGACGUGCUCAUCAAACGCUGUGAACUAGAGCGGGCGGUGCUCAUGAAUGCACUCGCACUUUCAUCAUUGACUCCCGACGAAUUCGGCUACGCCUUAAUGAAAGGUCCAGGCUAUUACACCACGGUUGCUGGAGAACUUGUUCAUAUCACGAAGUGUGUCGCAUCACCAGUACGAGUUCGCGAAACCGAGCAAUGUUACCAGGAGCUCCCGGUAACUUACAAUAAUAAAAGUUAUUUCUUAACUCCAAAAUCCAGAAUAUUGGUGCAAAGAGGCACCUUAAUUGAAUGCAAUACAAUACUGCCGGUAGGCUAUUUCAUAGAUGGGGUAUGGUUUCAUAUAACCCCGCAAGCAAUUCGGGCACCAUCUCCUCAGCAGCUGCAACCAUUGACAGCACCAACCUGGAAUUACGACAAUCCGGAGCACCUGGCUACGUCAGGGAUCUACUCGCAAAAAGACUUGGAAAAAUUGCGAAACCGUAUCAUGUUUCCAGCCGAAAAACCGGCACUUCUCAAUGCUUUGGCUAUGGGGGCAGCAGGUCGAGUAAUACCGGCGGGAAGUGUCAAUGUCCUGGGUCUGUUUGACGAAGAAGCACUGGAAAAAUUGGCAACCAGCACCGGAGAAAGGAUAUGGCGAAGCCUCGUCGAUUUUGGAUCAGUCACAGCGGGUAUCCUGUCAAUCAUGCUACUAUUACGGCUGUUCAAAUUCGUGGUCGACACAAUCUUCCACGGGUACGCAUUAUACUGCAUACACGGUUGCAGCGCACUCUUGUUAACGGCUAUAUGGGACACCUUAGCUAAUCUCAUCCUUCACCAUCAUCACCACCGCAGGAGACAAAGCGACGAGGAAAACCAGGUAAUACCACCGAUACCCCGAGCAAGGUCAAUACUCAAUAUCAUCGAUGAAAACUCAGACGGCCAAAUCUCGGCUCCACCAAAGGAAUGGUCCUUUAAAAAUUUAUCUAAGCAGUUGGGACAUCAACAACUGGAGGAUCAACAACAGGAAGAUCAAGCGCGUACGUGUUUAAGUAGAGAGACACUGUACAGACUUAGGAAUAGGGAUCCGUAAAAA